CUUCAUUUUUAGAUCGGUUAUCCUCGAAUAACAGCAACUCUGACCAAUCACUUCAAACCAGAGGCAAGUUAUUUCCACCAUUCUCUUCAUUGCGGUACCGCUGAGCAUUGGUGCAGCAGCUUGACCAAGGUGCCAAAAUAUACUUUCAUUGAUUUGAAUUUUAUUGAUUCAUGUCCUUGAAGCGAUGGAAAUUCUGUUCAGAACGAAGGCGCUCCCAGUUUUUUGCCAUAGGUUGCCCUGGCACGAUGGCGCUGGAAUGAGCGAACCGUUGUGUUUAUAUGCUAUCCUUGGUAUCUCAGAGCGCAACUCAGAAAAGGUAGUUGUAGGACCUAUCACUGCAUUUUAUUUAAUUAACCACAUUACAAUUCAACUGCAUCGUGAAUACCUUUCGUUGCGGGCAAGCCGUGUUUUUGUCCCCAACGUAACCUGCUCGAAUGACCAAGACAUCAAAUUGAUCUGUGAACGGCGUUCAAACACUACGCACAGCAUUAAGAACGGGCACUACGCUUGA
Vavraia culicis subsp. floridensis is the source of this 511-nucleotide messenger RNA. RefSeq lists its product as uncharacterized. The transcript has a single exon. The record is from RefSeq and is a predicted model, not a curated record. The coding region runs from base 185 to 511 and encodes 108 amino acids. Lineage: Eukaryota; Fungi; Microsporidia; Pleistophoridae.